Schizophyllum commune H4-8 is the source of this 1690-nucleotide messenger RNA. RefSeq lists its product as uncharacterized. The coding region runs from base 1 to 1677 and encodes 558 amino acids. NCBI's taxonomy places the organism in Eukaryota, Fungi, Basidiomycota, Agaricomycetes, Agaricales, Schizophyllaceae. The record is from RefSeq and is a predicted model, not a curated record. The transcript is spliced from 3 exons.
AUGAACACUGGCCAGCCUCGACGCCUCUCGAAGUCCGUCGUUGACGAGCUCUCCAAGACAUUCGGACCACAAAAGCAAGUCAUACCCUCGGGCUUCCUCUCGAGCAAGCUCUACAAGGAUGUCCUCGCCGCGCUGGACGUUGCCCGUAUACCCGCUGCUGUGCCUUUGGAUCGCGCUGAGUGGCUGAAUGUCCUGAACGCCUGGGACGGUAUCAUCUGCAUCGUCGGCCUACUUGGCGACCUCGGCCGUCCAACGCCGGCCUUCGUCUACAACAAGAUCGCGGCGAGUGCAAUCCCGCGCGUCUGGAAGUGGCUUCAGUGGCUGCACCCGCAUGCCCACAAUUGCGACGAAGAGGCGUGCGACGCGGCCAUCGAAGCAUAUGGGUGGGACUUUCCGCAUGGGGAGGAAGGAUGGCUUCUGAAAGCUGUCUCUGCGGCGCUCAUUACAAUCGACAAUAGCUCUCAAGGCAGAAUCGUCGAUGUAACCGACUUGGCCACGUACAUUUUCGACAUGUGGAGGAUUCGGAAUCGAGACCUAGGCGCUCAUGAGCCGGCAGACGAGCGCACCGGUCUUCUGUUGGACACGCUCACUAGAGUCACCGACACAAUCCAAAGGGAUGCGCUUGCCAUGACGAGGGUCAUCGGCUAUGGAAAGGAUCCGCUUCGGACUAUCCUGCGCCGCAUGCGCGCUGUGGUCGACAUGCCCCUGCUCAACUUCCGGGAGGUCUACGCGCUUGUCGAGCUCGCGAUCUGUGUGGCGUCCAUAGAGUCCACACAAUACGUUCUUCGACCCCUGCUCUGGCUUAUCGCUCCUUUGAUGCGGCUCGCCGACAAGCCUGAGUCGGUCAGCUUUGCGGCGAUGAUCGACAGACAGGACCCUGGAAUGGGGCCUCAUUUGCGGCACUAUGUUGACAAUUGCUUCCAUUUGCUUAAGCUUCUGCGGCCCCAGCUGCGCUGCACUCGCGACGUGAUCCGUUUGGUCGAGAGCGGCAUACUCCAGGCAUUCUUCGAUCAUCUUCAACGUUAUUCGGAUGCGUGCGGCGCACAUUGUAUCGUUGGGCACGCACUCAGGGCCGUCAUGGUCCCGAUGUUCAUCUUCCCUUCCGUGGCGAAUGCAGUGUCCAAGGUCAUCAGCCGCCAUAGCUUGGGCCCGCCUGCGGAGAAUUCCAACAAAAAGGCAUAUUGUCGGGCGCUCUGGACUGGCUUCCACUUGGCAUCGAACGAGAUUAAGCACGACAGAGAGAAGUUCAAGGCCACGACAAGCGCAAUUCAAUAUUGUCACAACGUCUCGUGUGGGAAUCGCGACUCCGGCGCUAAGCUGAAGCGGUGCGCUUGCGGCUAUGCUUAUUAUUGCUGCAAAACAUGUCAAGUCGCGGACUGGUCACGACACAAGGCCGCUUGUCGACCUGUAGCUUGCGCGAGCGAGUCUCAAGAUUUUGACAUCGACCACUUCGCCGAUAUCUACUUCAUCCGCUAUCGGGCCAAUAAGAUCCUGGCCAGCUUGGAUGUAACCAAAUCCGGCGACGAUGGUCAAUCACUCCUUGUUGACUUCAGCGAGGGAAGUUCGACAACUGUGCAUUACGUUCCAGGGAGCCCGAACUGUUGUUAUGCUAUGGUCGGGCAUGCCAGUGAGCCGGCAGUGUUGACCAUUUUAGAGUUUCCAAACCCGGUACAAUAGAGUAGUACUUCAG